Ectocarpus sp. CCAP 1310/34 is the source of this 2838-nucleotide messenger RNA. The record is from the annotation of a GenBank genome assembly. Lineage: Eukaryota; Phaeophyceae; Ectocarpales; Ectocarpaceae.
AUGUCAGAGGGCACGGUUGCGGGUAUCAGAGUGUCGGGGGCGGGUGCGGCGGCGGGGGGAGGGGAGAGCUCGACCCAAAGGCCUCGUCAAUGCAAGGCGUGGUACCUUGAUGCCCCCGAAAAUGAGGCCUCUCCGACACUCUUGGCAGAGCUGGGAAUCGUGGAAUACGCAGUGCACCUGGAGAACGGUAGCCCCGAUGUGAACAUCCAGCUGUGGAAGCUGGCCCAGGCCCGGCUGGCCAUGCACUCCAAGUCCGGCGGCGACGCCAUGGGCAAGGGUGCGAUUCAGAUCGGGGAUCUGCCGGCCACUGCCUUUACCCAUGACGACAUGGAGGACCAGGGUGGUGAGGCCCGUUUCGACUGCUUGGAAGGCAUGUACUGCGUGUGGGGCGGGGAGGCCUUCGUGGACGUCCGCGACUGGGCCGACUGCUGGGUGAGGGUGCGCCUCCAGCCGGGGGAAGUGGUUCUUAUCCCCCCGAACCGAUUCCACCGCGCCACCCCCAAGACCCCCGGCGCGCGCCUGAUGCAAGUGCGCGUCAAGACCGGCGACGGAGGCGUGAACGUGGAGAUACGAGACCCCCGCACGACGCCGGCGCCCGGUUCAUCCGGCACGUUGGCUGGAGACCCGCGAGAGCUGGUGGCGAGCCUGUGCCGGCAAUUCUAUGACCUGGGAUGGGUGACAGGAACGGGAGGCUCCAUCAGCAUCAGGCAUGGCAAUCGUGUUUUCAUGACGCCAUCGGGGGUCCAGAAGGAAAGGCUAAAGCCGUCGGACCUAUUCAUCUUGGACCGCCAGGGGCAUGUGCUCGCACGCCCGUGGACUCGCUCUGGUGCAAAAAGAGUGAAGAUAUCCGCGUGCCUGUCUCUCUUCCAGCACGCCUACCGCCUGCGGAACGCCGGGGCCGUGAUCCACAGCCACGGCAUCUUCUGCGUCUUGGGCGCCAUGCUGUGCGAACGCAAGGGCGUCAAGACCUUCCGCAUCACCCACCAAGAGAUGAUCAAGGGCAUGGAAGGUCAUGGGUUCCACGACGAGCUGGAGAUCCCAGUGAUCGACAACACCGCCGACGAGGCGGAUCUCGCGGACUCGCUGGCUGAGGCCAUCACCAACUAUCCCAAGUCGAACGCGGUGCUGGUGCAACGACACGGGUGCUACGUGUGGGGCCCCACCUGGGAGAAGGCGAAGACCCAGAGCGAGUGCCUCCACUACCUCCUGGAGGCGGCUGUCAAGAUGGACGCUGUCGGCUUCGACCCGGCGGAGACCCCUCGUGGCGGUUGUCUGGAGUGCGGCGCGGGGAUGACGUCAUCGAGUGGGCGGCAGGGAGGAUCCGCCAGCAACGGGAUAAACACCAGCGGCGGCAGCGAAUGCUUGCAAAGCCCCGUCAAGGAAGAACCCAGGGUGGGCCAGGGCCAGGGGGAAACCGCCGCUGGUGCCGCCGCUGCCGCCACCAACGCAUCCUCCGGGGGAGGGGUGGGAGGCGAGCCCUGCAUGGCGCCGGCCACCCAGCCACCAGCCGGCUCCGCCAUGAACAACGGCUUCGGCGACGGCGGCAGCCAGGGGGGUUGCACCGGCAUCCAACUCCCUGCCGCCACCUGGGCGACGCCGCCGCUUCCUGCCGUGCCGGGGGCGGUGGGACCGUCGGUGGCGGCGGCGGCGGGGGGAGCGGCACCGAUGGCGUCGUCGUCGUCGUCGUCGUCGUCGUCGUCGUCUUUGGUCGUCGCCCCUCCCUUCGCCGCCGCCGCCGCCGCCGCCGCCGGAGGUGAUGCCGCUACUGGCGGGCCUCGGCAACAAAAGCAGGAGACCCACGGCAUGUCUUCUUCCUCGUUGUCGUCGGCGUUGGCGGGCGAGCCACCUUCGGCAUCCGCCCUAGGCUCGGACAACACCCCGCGCGCCGGCGCCGGCGGUAACGGCGGUGAUGCCGUCGGCGGAGGUUCCGGUGGUGAAGGCGGCAGCGGCGGCGGGUGGGGAGAUUCGAAGAAGCGGAGGUUGGAAGCACCGGUCGACGUCAAGGCCGCCGCACCAUCAACAGCACCUGCAACCGCGGGGCCAUUGUUGCCGGCGCCUAACGGUCCCGCGUCAGGAUCCGUGUCCCUGGCAGGGGUGAAGGUGCUGGUGCUCGACAUCGAGGGGACCACCACCCCCAUCACCUUCGUCAAGCAGACCCUCUUCCCCUACGCCCAGGAGCACCUGGCCCGCCACCUAAAGGACCAGUGGGAAAGCGAGGACUUGCAGCGACUCGUGCGGGAGCUCAAGAUGCAGGCGGAGAAAGACGCGGCAGUCGACGGCGGCACGCCCGGAGUCCCCCAAGUGUUGGAGCCCUCGUCCGCAGGGGUCGAGCAGGCGCAGGCUUCGGUGGCGGAGUACGUGCGAUUCGUCAUGUCUUCCGACAGGAAGCUAGGACCAAUGAAGUCCUUGCAGGGUCAUAUCUGGCGGCAGGGGUACGCCGACGGCGGUAUAGUCGGAGAGGUGUACGCAGACGUAGAGCCGGCGUUCCGGCGAUGGACACAAGCCGGCAAGAGACUCGCCACCUACUCAAGUGGCAGCAGAGAGGCGCAGCGUCUUUUGUUCGGCAAGUCCACGGCGGGAGACCUUCGGCCGUAUUUGUCGGCGUACUUCGACACGUCCAUCGGAGGAAAGAAGGACUCUGCCAGCUACAGAGAGAUCUGCCUGUUCCUGGGAGUGGACAGCCCGUCGGAGGUUCUCUUCUUGACCGACCUUCCUGCCGAAGCGGAGGCGGCCAAGCUCGCGGGAGUCCGCGCCGUGCUUUCCGUCAGGCCCGGUAACGAGCCUCUUCCGGACGUGAGUGUUGGUGCCGGUCGUUGUCUGCCUGUGGCAUGGUGGUAG